Molecule: messenger RNA, 327 nt
Organism: Drepanopeziza brunnea f. sp. 'multigermtubi' MB_m1
Lineage: Eukaryota; Fungi; Ascomycota; Leotiomycetes; Helotiales; Drepanopezizaceae
Product: mitochondrial 54S ribosomal protein uL30m
Biological process (GO): translation
Cellular component (GO): large ribosomal subunit; mitochondrion
Molecular function (GO): structural constituent of ribosome
Source: RefSeq, a predicted model, not a curated record
AUGGGGCUAGCUGCCGUCUCCCGUCUGCCGAACACUGUCGUUGUCCACCACAAGCCCCAUCCAAAAAUGUCCUAUUUCCGCAUCACCCUCAUCCGCUCGGGCAUCGGCCUCACGAAACGCACGCAGGGCGUCCUCAAAGCCCUUGGCCUGCGCACCCGCAUGAAGACCGUCUUCUACCCCGUGUCCCCCGAGGUCGCCGGCCAAAUCAUGAAAGUCAAGGAGCUGGUGUCGGUCAGGGAGGUGGAUAGGCCGCUGACGGUGCAGGAGUUGAGGGCAGAGAGGAAGCCGGAUCCAGGGUUUUAUAUGGAGAAGGCGGCGCCGCGGUGA